AUGGGCAAAGUAUUCGACGCAGCGGAAGACUUCAUGUCCAGCCACCCCGGCGGAGUCAAAGUGAUUCUCAAGCUCGCCGGCACAGAUGCCACCGAAGAAUACGACCCCAUUCACCCGCCAGGCACAUUAGAGGAAAACCUCAAGCCCGAGGCCGUACUGGGAACCAUCGACCCUGCGACUCUGCCCAAGCCCAGCGCAGACAAACAAGAACAAGAAAAAGACGGAACCCAUGCCGGACCACCACCCUUAGAAACACUCUUCAACCUCGACGAAAUCGAGCAAGUAGCCACUAAACAAGUCAGCCGCAAAGCAUGGGGAUACUACUAUUCUGCUUCCGACGACCUGAUCUCCAAACACUUCAACAGAGAAGUCUACCGCUCAAUCCUCCUGCGACCCCGCGUUUUCAUCGACGUCCGCAAAUGCGACCUCUCAACAUCCAUAUCAGGCCACAAAGUAAACCUGCCCAUAUACGUCUCGCCAGCCGCAAUGGCGCGUCUGGCACACCCGGCAGGCGAGGCGGGGAUUGCUGCUGCUUGUCGUGAGUUUGGCGCCAUGCAAAUCAUAUCGAACAACGCGUCCAUGUCGCCGGAACAGAUUGUCGAACAUGCCGCGCCCGACCAGGUCUUUGGAUGGCAGCUCUACGUGCAAAUCGACCGGAAAAAGAGCGAAGCCAUGCUAGCGCGGGUUCACAAGUUGAAGGCUAUCAAGUGCAUUAUCCUCACACUUGAUGCGCCUGUACCUGGCAAGCGAGAGGACGAUAUGCGCACUGAUAACACCGGUAGUAAGUUACCGGUUAGCUCUGGCACGGUUGCAGAAAAGAAGAAAGGAAAGGAAGAGGAGGAAGAACCCGAAACACUCCCAGAUGGAACACCGACGCCAAAAGAAGGAGGUGGUGGUGUCGGUGUACAGUUGUUCGCGGGCACAGCUUACGAUCUUACUUGGAAGGAGACUUUGCAAUGGCUCUCAGAACAUACUAAAUUGCCUAUCAUCUUAAAGGGAUUGCAGACCCAUGAAGACGCCUAUCUCGCGUCAUUGUUCACUCCGCAAGUCAAAGGUAUCAUUCUGUCCAAUCACGGCGGACGAGCAUUAGACACCGCGCCCCCGGCUGUUCACACCUUGCUCGAGAUCCGGAAAUACUGUCCUGAAGUGUUUGAUAAACUGGAAGUACUGGUUGACGGCGGCAUUCGACGAGGUACGGAUGUUGUGAAGGCGUUGUGUUUGGGCGCAAAGGCCGUGGGUAUUGGUCGACCGGCGCUAUGGGGCCUUGGUGCUGGAGGUAUUGCUGGAGUUUCUAGGACACUUGAGAUUCUUGCAGACGAGACCAAAACCUGCAUGCAACUAUUAGGCGUGGAAAAGGUAACUGAUCUUGGUUCUCAACAUAUUAAUUCAAGGCUGGUAGAGCAACAGAUCUACGACGGUCCCUCGGGCCUUGACAACGUGCGCGCCAAACUAUAG
Messenger RNA from Talaromyces atroroseus, 1455 nucleotides. RefSeq lists its product as hypothetical. Gene Ontology annotation, molecular function: oxidoreductase activity; heme binding. The record is from RefSeq and is a predicted model, not a curated record. The transcript has 4 exons. Bases 1 to 1455 code for a protein of 484 amino acids. NCBI's taxonomy places the organism in Eukaryota, Fungi, Ascomycota, Eurotiomycetes, Eurotiales, Trichocomaceae.